Molecule: messenger RNA, 122 nt
Organism: Cetraspora pellucida
Lineage: Eukaryota; Fungi; Glomeromycota; Glomeromycetes; Diversisporales; Gigasporaceae
Source: the annotation of a GenBank genome assembly
CAAAUAAUAUGUUUUUAGAAGUUGCUUUACAAGUUAAAAAUAGAAUACCUAUUAUUCAAGAAUCUAAUAAUGAUGAUACUGGGUUAAUUGAUCAACUGAAUGAUAAUCAGAUUGAUCAAUAA